Molecule: messenger RNA, 2633 nt
Organism: Myxocyprinus asiaticus (Chinese sucker)
Lineage: Eukaryota; Metazoa; Chordata; Actinopteri; Cypriniformes; Catostomidae
Exons: 8
Coding region: 145-1923 (592 amino acids)
Biological process (GO): regulation of centriole replication
Cellular component (GO): cytosol; centrosome; centriole
Source: RefSeq, a predicted model, not a curated record
UUAUGUGUGUGUGAUGUCACUCGGCUUCUGCCGCAGUUUAGGCAAACUUUUGCGUUUAUACAAACUACGUUUACGUUUAUGUAACUAUGCUUGACCAUUUAAACAUAGGCUAUUUAUUUUCCCACAGCUGGAAAUGUAAGCGACAUGCGUUCAAACUCGCAGCUCAGAGGCUGGAGACACCCUUGUCAGUCGUCAUCCAACAUUCGUGAGGCAGUGAAUAAUGAAUAUUCCUGGCAACUUCAGCAAAAUACCAUGACACCAUGGAGGAGUCUGAGGACAAGAUGGGAUGACAGUGCAUGCACAGCAAGAGGAAGGAGAACAUCACCCUCUUUAUCUGCCUUUUCAUUAUUUGAUGAACCAUGCAGAUCAGAAAAUCCUGGCUUAUUCCUGAGCCGGACACGCAGUGUUCCUGAAACCCUCCAUUGUUUAAACAGUCCAUCAUUACGUUCUAGUUUCUCCUUGAUCACCAUUACCGCCCAGAGUUUAUCUUCUAAAAGGAACAAAACAGAUUAUCCAAGCUCAAGUAUUAACCCUCUGGACAUGCUUGACAAACUUCACUUCACUCCUUCCUCUGUCAUGACCUACAAUGAGGAUAAAACCCUACAAGCCAAAAGUGGUGGCACCUUGAUACCUCUUAGAUGCAAGCCAGUUGUAGUGACAGUGACUGAGUGCACACAAUGGUGUUGCAGAAGUGAGAUGCCUAGUAGUACCCAGGCUCUAUCAGAUGGAGAGGCAGUCUGCAAGACAGACUCUUCGACCUCCUCCAAACGGCAUGUUUUCCGCAGUUGCGCCCACCUGGAGGUUCUACCAUGCCAGCUCUCCAGAUCUACUCUCUACUUGGACAAAUCCCUCUCAAUCCCUCUUGAACAGUCUCAGGAAGACUCUGGGACUUUGCAUAGAUCUACUCUGUCCCUUUCCCUUGGAAGGACAUUUUUUAAGCAAACCUCAGAAAAACCUGGGACAGUGACUUAUUUUAAAAGGUCCUACAGCGACUGGGACAUUGCGCACAGUGGCGUUGAUGGAAUGGAAAGACCGUCCUGGCACCUGACGGAUACUCCAACCAUCAAUGGUAGUGCCUUUAGGAAUAAUACGAGCUCUGGCUCCAACAUGCACUAUUCCACUUCAACAUCAUUGCCAUUCAGAACAAGGUGCCACUCAUCCUCUGCAGCCUUCAGACUGAAUGGAAAGGCUAAUGAUGUAUUAGGGCCUCCGCAGAGCAAUCUAAGAGCCAGACAGGCAUUCAGCAAGCGAUCAGAGCCCAUUUUAAAUAAGAUGGUGGACUCCUCUGUGAUAAUCAGUGUGAAACACCACAGGCAAGAUCAACAUGCAACAACUGAAUCUGACUUAAAGGAUUCAGAGGCAAACUCUUACAGAAGUAUAGGAGUCCCUCAGGUGCGUGCAAGGGCCCCUCAUGAGGUCAGAACAAUUUCGAACACUGCUGAGAAAUUCAUGAGAGUUACUGAGUGCCCGGUCUCUCCACAUAUGGAUAAUUGCACCUGUGGGUCCAGGGCUGACCAACAUGACACUAAACCUCAGUCGCUUAGCUUGAGGGAAGCUCUUGAGCUGUUUCGUCCAGAUUUCAUCUAUCGCUCUCAGAAUCGGGUGUGGCAAUUGGAACAGAGGGCCAGGCAGAGGCGGAGCUUACAAACAGUUGCAUUUAUCAUGGGCAUGGAGACAGCUAACCAUCAGCAGAAUUGCACCAAACCACACCCACUUAGUGAUAACCUUUUCAAACCCAGGGAUAGAGCCAUCUCAGGCAAGGAGAUGAAACAGAGAUCCAGACGGAUUUAUAACAAACUCCCUGAGGUGACUAGAAAAAAGGAGGAGGAGAGGAGGAGACUGGUGUCCCAUACCAACAGACUGAGGGCAGAGGUCUUCAAAAAGAAACUUUUGGAUCAGAUUCUUCAAAGGCACAGUGACUGAGAGGAGUGCCUGUUCACAAGAUUCAUACCCCCCUUCUAUCUCCUUGCCUGGGGCAAAGAAUUGAAAACAAGGAAGACUUCUGGAGCUCCCUCAUGAGAACAGAGCAUACUUUCUUAUGCAUUGUUUCUAAUAUAAAAUACCUUUACUGGAUCUAGGAUGAAUCCACACAAUGUAAAAAUGUGUGUCCAUGCCCUGUUGCAUGCUGUUCAAAAGGCAUUUGUUGUUGUUUUUCAAGAAAAGACACAUUGAUAGAAGCAAUAAAUCCAUGCAUUUAUUUAUGUACCAACACGUAUCCUCAUUUACUGAAGACCUCUAGACCAUAUUGCAGUCAGGGACAGUUAUUUCUCUGUAUUCUCUUGAAAAUUAGCCCAGCCAAAUAAUCACUACUGAAGAUAGUGUGGAGAGCUAAUUAAAAUCUGGUUUUAAAUUAUAUUUGACCCUACUUUUCAUGUUUUGUGGUUCAAAUAAAAUAAGCACAAUGCCACAAAAUAUGAAUAUGGUAAUUUGGCCUGCAUGAGUAAUUUUCCAAAACAGAUGGCCUAAAUAAUAUGCUUUUUCACAUAUUUGUUCAAAAUAGCCAUGCCCUAUGCAAAAUGGUCAAUUCAGCCUGAUUCAGAACAUUGGAGAUUACCAAACAAAUGAUGUCACAUUCUGCCAAUUUUUCACUGACUUAUUAUUAGAAUGAUUUUUUUUUUUUUUUUUUUUUUUUU